UCUCAUUUUCAUAUAUUCACUCCAAAAAGAGACAUUGAGCAUUUAUUUUAUUGCAGAAAGCAUUUCUACUCACUGAAUGUGCAAAUGAUAUGUGACAGUGAAUGCCGAAUUAUUAGUGUUAAUGCAAAAUAUGGAGGUGCUACCCACGACGCAUUUAUUUGGGAAAAUAGUCAAGCCAACAUAAAUAAAAAUAAUGAACAAGUUUGGUUUUUAGGUGAUUCUGGAUAUCCACAGAGGCCUUGGAUGAUGACACCAAUCCCAGAUGCUGCUGAAGGUGCGCCAGAGGCAAAAUAUAAUACCAUCCAUGGGAAAGCCAGAGUUGUAAUAGAAAAUACAUUUGGUAGACUUAAAAAUAGGUGGAGAUGCCUUUGUAAGGACCGGACAUUACACUACACCCCCGAAAGAUGUGCAACUAUAAUUAUGGCAUGUAGCGUUCUACACAACUUAGCGAUAGAUUUUAUGUUGCCCGAUCCUGAAGAAGAUGUCAUAAAUUCUUUAGAAUUAGGAAUAUCAGCAGUUUCUUCAGAAGAACCUCUUCGCGACCAUGGUUCUAGAGAUGAUUUGAUUCGCGGUAGAACACUAAGACAAAUAUUAGUGGAUAGAAUCAAUAGACUACACAUUGUUAAUAAUUAAUUUAAUUUUCCAUUUUUUUUCUAGGUUUUGUGUUACCAUGUGUCAUAAGAGAAUAAUUGUAUGAGAACUCUGUCUGUAUUUUUUUUCUUUAUUUGUAAUUUUAAACUCAUUCCACAGAGUGUUAGGUCUUAGCUAAUUGUUUUUUAUUUGUAUUUUCGUGUUGUUACUUUUAAGCUCUAUAUUGUAUUUUAUAGAACGGUGUUGUCGCUAAGAGACUGUACAUGUGCUGUUAUUUUAAUUUUAAUUUUUGACGGUCAUAAAGAGCUGUUUUGCAGCCAAGUUUUAGUAAAUGGUUUUUGAAUGUAGAAAUGGUUUUUCUUUUGUGAUAA
Messenger RNA from Trichoplusia ni (cabbage looper), 962 nucleotides. RefSeq names its product putative nuclease HARBI1. The transcript is spliced from 3 exons. The record is from RefSeq and is a predicted model, not a curated record. NCBI's taxonomy places the organism in Eukaryota, Metazoa, Arthropoda, Insecta, Lepidoptera, Noctuidae. Bases 85 to 633 code for a protein of 182 amino acids.